AUGGAGAGGGAGAUGAGCGAAGGGAAUUGGAGCAUCGCCAAUGAGCUCCGCCUGGAAGGGAAACUCUGUGAUGUCAUCAUAAGAGUUGAUGGAGUGCAAUUCAAGGUUCACAAGCUCAUACUCUGGCGCAGUGCAGCCAGGGCCCAUGACCGAGGGGCCACAGUGGCCGGCGUGGUGGGCGUGGGGCGGCUGAUCACCGGCAUGGACAGGGGGCUGCAGGGCAUGUGCGUGAACGAGCGGCGUCACCUGGGCCCCACCUGGGCUACAGCAGCAUCGGCGUGGAGGGUCCAAAUGAUCCCCCGCACGCGCUCGGGCUGCCGGAUCCGGACCGUGGCUUUCUCCAGCUCGGGCACCUGCGGGCAGAGCAGAGACCCCGCUCGGUGCCGCCCUGGUGGGACCGAGGAGCCUCCAGCGCCCUCCUGGCCGCGCUCCCCCGCCCAGCCCCGGGGCCGCCGCUGCCCCAGCCCGGGCUCCCGGCCCGCGGACCCCGCUCACCAUCGCUCCCGCUCCGCUCCCGCCGGGCUGCGCAGCCGCUGUCAACCUGUCAACCUGUGCUGCGAGUUCCUCCGUUCCAGACUGUGCUUUGAGAACUGCAUUGGCAUCUGCAGAUUCACCGACUAUUACUACUGCCCCGACCUGCGCGCAGCCGCCUGCGCGUACAUCCUGCAUCACUUCGAGGAGGUGUCCCAGGUGUCCGAGGAGUUCCUAGCCCUCUCUGCUGAGGAGCUGGCACAUAUCAUCGAGAAGGACGAGCUCAACGUGAGGCGAGAAGAAGCCAUGCUCGAGGCUGUGCUGAGGUGGAUCGCUCAUGACCCGCAGAACAGGAGGCAGUACAUCGCCUGCUUGCUGGACAAGGUUCGACUGGCACUCCUACCGUCUGACUACUUCAUGAACAACGUCAAAGCUCACGAGUACGUGAAGGACAAUGCUGGGUGCAAAGAUCUCAUCAGUGCCCUGUCAGAAAUCUACGACCUGAACUCGGAUGGCCAGAGCUCCUCGGCCAACACCAACCCACUCUCCCGGCCGCGCCUGCCUUACGCCAUCCUCUUUGCCAUCGGGGGCUGGAGCGGGGGCAGCGCCACCAGCGCCAUCGAGACCUACGACGGCCGCACCGACAAGUGGCUGAACACCCCCUGGGAGCAAGAGAGCCCUGUUGCCUUCCACGGCUCAGUGUAUUUGAAAGGCUACAUCUACGUCAUCGGCGGAUUUGAUGGCACAGAUUAUUUAGACAUCAUCAAGCGGUUUGACCCACUCCAGAAGACGUGGCAGCAGGUGGCACCCAUGCACUUGCGGCGCUGCUACAUCAGCGUCACCGUCGUGGACAACUUCAUCUACGCCAUGGGAGGGUUUGACGGGUCCAUAGAGCUCAACACAGCAGAGCGCUACGACCCAGACACCAACCAGGGAUGGAGUGACAGUCACUGGACUCCAGGGGUUGCCUCCCCAUCAGGGGCUUCAUUCGGGGGGGAAGCAGCGGCUGAAGCUCUUCCUGCAGUCGGGGCACUCGACGGCUUCUCUUACUGGUGGGUCCGUUGGUGUGAGGUCAACAAAUGUCCACUCUGA
Messenger RNA from Pseudopipra pipra, 1563 nucleotides. RefSeq names its product kelch-like protein 10. Bases 1 to 1563 code for a protein of 520 amino acids. NCBI's taxonomy places the organism in Eukaryota, Metazoa, Chordata, Aves, Passeriformes, Pipridae. The record is from RefSeq and is a predicted model, not a curated record. The transcript is spliced from 4 exons. Gene Ontology annotation, molecular function: protein binding; peptidyl-prolyl cis-trans isomerase activity.